AAGUGAAUCAAUGGCUUUGCAUUGUACAGAGGUAUCGUAUGUCACUGGCUAGCAAUUGCUACAUGUAGGGAAGUGAACACGACUUCCUCCUUCCCAGCCCUAUAGCUUUUCGAGAGUGCUCGCCGACUCUGUGAGCCACGAAGAAAUGUGGCGAGUGUAACAGAAAUAGGGCUUGUAGGCGCCGAGUUAUUUCUUCAGCUACCUGCAAAUGAAACUUUGCGGGUGUUUACUCCAAUUUUAUUUCUGCGGACUAUUCAGCCCUUUGCUCAGCAGCGCGCAGUGAAAUAAUACUAUGGCAGCGACCAAGCCUUCUCAGAACCAAGUUUAUGGAAGGAUAUAACGGGGAGGCCUGACAACUUCUCAAACUUCUGGGCGACAGCAUAAUAAGGCGUGAAAAUGAAGAAGCAAUUUAAUCGAAUGAAACAGCUCGCCAACCAAACAGUUGGAAGAGCUGAGAAAACUGAGGUGCUGAGUGAGGACCUUCUCCAGAUUGAGCGUCGGAUGGAGACGGUGCGGUCCGUCUCGCACAACGUCCACAAGAAGAUGCUGGCCUGCCUACAGGGUCAGGUUGGGGCUGACGUGGACAAAAGACAUAAAAAGCUUCCCAUCACUGCCCUUGCACAGGCCAUGAAGGAUGGGAGCGGUCACCUGGGUGACGAGUCUCUGAUUGGUAAAAUGAUGGACCUCUGCGGAGAAGCUGAAGACCAACUGGCCUACGAUCAGUCUCAACAUGAGGUGCAGGUUCAGAAAGACAUCCUGGACCCUCUAAACCAGCUUGCUGAGGUGGACAUUCCCAACAUACUUAAGCAGAGAAGGCAACUAGCCAAGCUGGUGUUGGACUAUGACUCUGCAAAAGCCCGAUACUAUCAGGCCAACAAGUCCACCAGCCAUCACGCCCUGGCAGCAAAAGCGGACACCCUCAAAGAUGAGAUGGAUGAGGCCCUGAACAAAGUGGAGAUCUGCAAGGAUCAGCUGGCUGCAGACAUGUACAACUUCUUCUCAAAGGAAGGGGAUUAUGCCCGCUAUUAUGUCACGUUACUAGAAGCCCAGGCUGACUACCACAGACGAUCACUAGCCGCUAUUGAAAGAGUCCUGCCCAACAUUCAGUCCCAACAAGACUCGUGGACGGAGCAGCCGGCCUUCGGCUCAGCCCUGGAGGACCACCUGAAGCGUAGCAGCAGGGACAUCGCCCUGCCCAUCGAGGCCUGUGUGAUGAUGCUACUGGAGACGGGCAUGAAAGAGGAGGGACUCUUCCGGAUUGCAGCAGGGGCCUCCAAACUGAAGAAGCUUAAGGCAGCCCUGGACUGUUCCACGUCCCAACUGGAGGAUUUCUACUCCGACCCCCAUGCCGUAGCUGGAGCCCUGAAGUCUUACCUGAGGGAGCUGCCUGAGCCUCUCAUGACCUUUCACCUCUAUGAUGACUGGAUCCAAGCCUCAAGUGUUCCAGACCCAGACAAACGGCUCCAGGCGCUAUGGGUGACCUGUGAUAAAAUGCCAAAGCACAACCAUGCCAAUUUUAAGUAUUUGAUUAAGUUCCUGGCUAAGCUUGCUCAGGAUAGUGAUGUCAACAAGAUGACUCCCAGCAACAUUGCCAUAGUGUUGGGACCAAACCUCCUCUGGGCUAAAACUGAAGGAUCUCUGGCCGAGAUGGCAGCAGCAACCUCGGUCCAUGUGGUAACCAUCAUCGAGCCCAUCAUUCUGCACGCCGACUGGUUCUUCCCCGAUGAGGUGGAGUUCAACGUGUCGGGCAUGUUCACCGCGCCCUCGCACCCAACCAGCCACCCUGGUUCCCCCGGCCCCCUGGACCCCGAGGUGCCCCCCACCUUGGAGCGUCGGCGGCCAGGCAGCCAGCAUCUCCAGCAGCAGACUGCUGAGCAGGAGAGCAGUGUGGGUAGUCGGGAGAUGCCCCCCCCCAGCCCGGUGUCCACACCACAUCCCCAGAGGAACGGGCCGCCCGGAGGGACCCCGGGUCAGCUGAGCUUUGGGGCCCCAGCCGCCGGCUCCAAAGGGCCCAGCCCCGCACCGAACCGCAGAGGUACAAAGAAGCAAGCCCCGGCUCCUCCCAAACCCUCCCAGACGGCCAGUAGUCAGCCCCCUCCGGCCUCGUCCACCCCUGCAGCCUUUCCAUCAGUCACGCCCUGCAGACCUGCUCCCUCUCCCAACCCCUCCUCUGCCCCGAGCCCCGCCCCGCACCCUGUGGCCACACCCCGCCGCCAGGCCAGCAUACAGGGCCCCUUCCAGUCCCCCAGCCACCCGCCCCCUCAGCCCCCACCGGGCAGCGGCAGCAGCAGCAGCAGUGCCGAGCCCGACCCCUCUCCCCCCAGAACCCCUACCCCGCCGGGCACUCCUCCCCAUGAUGGUGGCGGCCACCAGACCGGCUCGCUCCCCAGGCCCAAACCCGCUCCCAGGCCCAGACCUCGGCCUAGCGUGCCACCGCCACCAAACCCGCCUACCAAUGGAGUCUGCGGUUCAGCUUCCAAGGUCAUAACAGAAGGGAAUCUAAAGAUGCUGGGGAGAGCGUUCAUUCCUGACAUCGCAAUGGACGAGACGAGUCAGAGCCCUCCCCCAGAGCCUGAGCCCCAACCAGAAAGCACCGCCCUGUGACAGACUUGCGCUCUAGCCAAUCACUGCUUCCCCUAAAUCCCCAUCAGAGAGAACCCAGCCAGUCCCGCACCACCACCGCAUGUCCUAUCCCAGCUGGAGUCCAGUGCCUGUAAAUGUUGCACACAGCGCUUAAGAAGCUCCCCUAAAGCCACCACUUCAUCAUCUGGAUCCCUUCUGGUGGAUGCGAAUGUUCAUAUAUCUGUAAUUGUGUCUGAAUGUGAUAUAUCUGAAUGUGUUCAGCUCACACACACACACACACACACACACACACACACACACACACACACACACACACACACACACACACACUGAAUUUCACUCUUGCCACUUGCCCUUGCCAGUUUCUUUCUUAUUGAUAUUAGCACGAUCAUUUUUCUGAGUGGCACUACCUUUGUGUUGUGGUUUAUUUUGCAGCUUGAUGUUUUUAACUUUGUGUAUUUUUGAAUGAUGGAUAUUAAAUAUACAUAGGUCUGUUGAACAGAAGAGUAAGGGAAAAGCAAAGCUAACCUGUGGCCACGUAAGUCCACUGCUUUACCCAUCCUCCCAUCCCACUGCUGCACUGUGAACACACACCCACAAACACACUCAUAUGUACACACACAUACACACACCUUUCAGUACAUUCCACUCCUUAGUGCUUAGAGUCCACAUAAAGCCAAGCAAGUUUGUUUUCGUAUUUAGAUACAGGUCUGAGAAAUUUACAUUUUUAAAGUAAAGGUUAUGAAAAUGUUCUGAGCAAUUUAGUUUAUGGUUCCAGAAAGUGCACAGGGGUAAUACGAGAAAAAGAUAUCAAAGAUUAUGAAUGUAAUUUUUCCACUUGAAUAUGAAGCUGACAUUUUGGUAUAUAAUUACAAAUUUGUCUUUUUAUAUUUGUUACUUGAUUUUUUUCCUGUCUUGUGUAUGUAUGUAUGUAUGUAUUCAAUUCAGUUUUGAUGUUAUCUAUAAAAAUCCUUCCUCUUUUGGGUUCUGAUUUUGGUUGAAAAUAAGAUGUGGCCUAAAUCAUUUAUCCUUUUAAAUGUGAUGUCGAGUAUUAGAAAAACAUAAUGUCACUCACACACCCUAAAGGCUGUUCUUACAUUACUUUCAGUUUCAUGGUUUGUAUGGCUUCUAUAGCCUACAGCAGUACAUAUCAGUAUAUGCCGUUGAGAUAUUUAAGAACAAUCAAGCGUCAAUGUCAUUAUCACAGUCAUAACGAGUCAUGAUCACAGUAUCAGAAAUGUCUGUUGUCCAACAUCCGUCUUUACUGGCAGAAUUAUGUGCAAAGUGUAUGUUUGCACUUAAAAAUGUAAAUACUGGCAAUGGCAGAACUGGUUAUGCUAGUAGAAAAAAACUGAUCUUCACACAGCUCAGUUGGAAAAUGUGCAUCAUGUUUAAUGCCAAAGAGAUUCUCAGAUAUUCUGUCUAUGCAUACCUCUCAGUGCAUUGGUGUCAUUCUGUCGUUUUUUUUGAUCGUUUUGCUAUGAUUGCAAUGGUAGUGACCAAAGCUGUUUUUUCAAUCUUUUUCCAUUCUAUGCACAUAUAACCUGUUCAAAUGCUUGAAAAGAAAUCCAAUAAAAGAAUGUCAUUCAAGUAA
This is a messenger RNA of Alosa alosa (allis shad), 4177 nucleotides long. It is a transcript of the gene arhgap17b, whose product is annotated as Rho GTPase activating protein 17b. The record is from RefSeq and is a predicted model, not a curated record. Gene Ontology annotation, cellular component: cytoplasm; cytosol; intracellular anatomical structure. The transcript has 20 exons. Gene Ontology annotation, molecular function: GTPase activator activity; protein binding. Gene Ontology annotation, biological process: regulation of actin cytoskeleton organization; regulation of Rac protein signal transduction; positive regulation of GTPase activity. NCBI's taxonomy places the organism in Eukaryota, Metazoa, Chordata, Actinopteri, Clupeiformes, Clupeidae. The coding region runs from base 397 to 2604 and encodes 735 amino acids.